Messenger RNA from Otolemur garnettii (small-eared galago), 3835 nucleotides. It is a transcript of the gene PHACTR2, whose product is annotated as phosphatase and actin regulator 2. Gene Ontology annotation, molecular function: actin binding. Lineage: Eukaryota; Metazoa; Chordata; Mammalia; Primates; Galagidae. Bases 200 to 1882 code for a protein of 560 amino acids. Gene Ontology annotation, biological process: actin cytoskeleton organization. The transcript has 12 exons. The record is from RefSeq and is a predicted model, not a curated record.
AUCCGCUGGGCAGGAUCCGCCGCGCCGGCUACGGCCGGCAGGGCUGGGAGACCCGCGCAGGGGAGAAGGUGAGGGGACCGGGCGGGCAGCUGCGCAGAGGCCGGGAAAUGAACGCCUGGAAAUCUGGCUGGGAGCGGACCCAUGAUCGAAGGACCAAAAGAGCCUCGUGAUCGCUGGACCUGGCCCUGCGACCCUAGCCAUGGGCCAGACCUCGGUCUCUACGCUGUCCCCGCAGCCCGGCAGCGUUGACGGCCUGGACAAAGCUUCUAUAGCAAACUCAGAUGGCCCCACCGCAGGUUCCCAAACACCUCCCUUCAAGAGAAAGGGGAAACUCUCCACCAUCGGUAAAAUCUUUAAGCCUUGGAAGUGGAGGAAAAAGAAGACAAGUGACAAAUUUAGAGAAACGUCAGCAGUAUUAGAAAGGAAGAUAUCCACCAGACAAAGUAGAGAGGAGCUGAUAAGAAGGGGAGUUCUUAAGGAGUUGCCUGAUCAAGAUGGAGAUGUAACAGUUAACUUUGAAAAUUCAAACGGGCACAUGAUACCCAUCGGAGAGGAAUCUACCCGAGAGGAAAAUGUAGUAAAGUCUGAAGAAGGUAAUGGCUCUGUAUCUGAAAAAACACCACCUCUGGAGGAAAAGGCAGAAGAUAAGAAAGCUGGUUCCUCUCAUUCAAAAAAACCAUCCGGGUCCAAAGCAUCAGCCUCACCAUCUACGUCAUCCACCUCAUCUCGUCCCAAAGCUUCAAAGGAGACGGUUCCUAGCAAAACCGGGACAGUGGGGACCGCAAAGGGCAAGAAAAAAACUGGCAAGCAGCCGGCAACUUACCGCCUGUCCUCAGAUGCAGCCACAUCCGACCUCCCAGGAGAGCCUUCGGACACCGGCGUGGAGAGUCUCAAUCCCGAGCAGACUGUCGCUGGGGCUGAGGAGCAGGCUGCGCGCAGAUCCAAGUCUGCAGUCCCUCCGCCCCCUGUGGCCCCGGCACCUUCGCCCCCCGCCCCUCCGCUUGCUCUCAAGGAUCAGUGUGUUAUUGCCUCAGACCCUCCAGUCGUCCUGGUCAGCGUGGGAGCUGACCUGCCCAUCUCUGCCUUAGACCCGAGUCAACUUCUUUGGGCUGAAGAGCCGACGAACAGAACCACUUUCCAAUCAGGCCCUGGCUUAAGUGAUAGCAGAGAAAAUGCAGAAUGUUUCACAACCAAAGACGAGUUGACACCUCAGCUACUGACCCCCGGGCUGAUGGGAGAGUCUUCAGAAUCCUUCAGUGCCCUGGAGGAGGAAGGCCAGAAGGAGUACCAGGCCAGUGACUCUGACUCCGACGGGCCGAUCUUGUACACUGAUGAGGAUGAGGACGAGGACGAGGAUGAGGAUGGCAGUGGAGAGAGUGCUCUAGCAAGUAAAAUCCGACGAAGGGACACUCUUGCUAUCAAACUGGGCAACCGACCGUCUAAGAAAGAGUUAGAGGACAAAAACAUCUUGCAGCGGACCUCGGAAGAAGAGAGACAGGAAAUCCGGCAACAAAUUGGAACCAAGUUAGUCAGGAGGCUUAGCCAGAGGCCCACAACUGAAGAAUUAGAGCAAAGAAAUAUCCUAAAACAAAAGAAUGAAGAAGAGGAACAAGAAGCAAAAAUGGAACUUAAACGCAGACUCAGCAGAAAGCUCAGCCUGAGACCGACAGUGGCAGAGCUACAAGCUCGAAGGAUUCUGCGGUUUAAUGAGUAUGUAGAAGUCACUGAUUCUCCUGACUAUGACCGCCGGGCGGACAAGCCCUGGGCCAGGUUAACACCUGCAGACAAGGCAGCAAUAAGGAAAGAACUAAAUGAAUUUAAAAGCACAGAAAUGGAAGUUCAUGAAGAGAGUCGACAGUUUACAAGGUUUCAUCGUCCGUAAUGAAACAUGAGACUAUUUCGAGACAUAAACUGAUCAUCUUUGGGGGAAGCCCUGCUUCCUGAACACCUGAUAUUGCACUGGGAUUGGAACGUGUGUGUUUCCCUUUAACUUCUGGUGAAGGAAGUGUGUGACUCGGCUGUGUUGCAAAGUGCUCCUCACCUGUGCGGCCCAGAUGGGGCCAACAAGCAAAGGGAGGAUGCGGUGACCCUCGCGGCCUGGAUUGUGCAUGGUAGGGGACACCAUGGUUACAUCAGUUAUUCUUCAUCAAGAGUUUUAAUCAAAGAAGAUGAGCAGAAGACAAUCGCCGGCUAUACCAGAGAGCCAAAUUUUAUAAUGCAGGUUCAAGAAAAAUAAGAGAUUGGAAUUGGUGGGCGUGGGAAAGGGGUAGGAAUUACAGACCAGAAAGGAAAAGAAAUAUUUCAUUAUGUUAAUGAAGAAAAGAGAAAAUUGACACGUAAAUGUAUUUUUGAAGUAGGCGUUUGGUAGCUGAGAGCUUAUUAAGGGACUUGGGAAUCUAAUUAUUCAGCAUGGAUUCUUUAAAGACUUGAUCCUAGAAGAAUAUUCUUGUUUCACCAUUUUGUUGGUACAGUGCAGUACCAUUAUUUUAUGUUGUGCCAGUGAAUCCAAUUGCCAGAAACGUCUGAAUGUUUUCAUGCAUCUUUUUCUUAAAUGCAAGAGGCUUCUAUUGACUCUUAACAAGCAUGCCUCCCCAAAUUGUGUUGCAUGCUUUAAAUAGCAUAGCAAUACACACUUGACCUUUUUUUAUACUCCUUUCCUAGUGUACCAACCUUCCACCAGGAGAGCAAGACCGGGAAUAAAGGCAGAUGUAAUAUGACCCUAUAAACUGCAGCAAGCUUCAGAAGUCAAUCUUUUGCUCUUUCCCUGUCUUAAUUAUCUUCAAUGUCAAUGCACCCACACUUGUUCUAACGGAGAUAAUAUUGACAGUCAUUACACCCUUUUAAAAACCCGGAACCCAGCGUUAAAAUGUAAGCAAGAUGUACAAAUGUGCUGCCUGUGGUUAGUUCUGAGUGGGAAUGCAAAGGACCAGUUAUUUUUCAGUGCUGCAUUUAAAAAAAAAAAAAAAAAAGUUGGGUUGCUGCUAUUUAAAAAAUUAAAGCACAGAGAUCAAAAUAAUACUCACUCAAAGGCUCCAUAGAACACAAAGUUUCUGCUAUGUGGGGUGUGAGGAAAACCCUGUCUUGUAAUUUAAGAAUCUGCAGGCAGCAUCCAUACAUGUAGUACAGUAUUCACUUUCAGUGUAAAGCAAUCAGUGAGACUGAAGUCAUGGAAGGUGUCCCUGUGAGCCUACAGUCAGUAUUGUUUACAUGAAGAGCCCUCUGUAGUUGCUUUGCUGUUUUCCAUGGAGUCAUGAGCACAGCAUGACUUCUGCUCCCAAAUGCAUAGGACCAUGUAUAAAUACUACCUGGCAUUCAGUUGUCCUUUCAGUUGUUUGGUCCCCAAACACAUGAAAUUUAUAGCAAGGCAACACCUAAGUAGACCUUAUUUUAUUCUCAGAGCCUGGACUAGAAUUUUCUAAUAUUUCUCUGGUUCAUAACAUGGAAGACCAUAAUUUUCUAUUUCAACUCACACGUAAGCAUUUAAUCUGGUGGAUACAUUUAGAUCUGCCACUCAUUGGUGUUUUGAAGAACCAUUUGAAAUUGAAUGAUUUUGUUUACAAAGUUGUUAUCUGGCUUAGAAGCCCAUUGGUUAAAAAAGAACAAACCUUUUUUAGCCCCAGUUGGCCAAUUAUCAAAACCCAGAAUCAUUUUAUAACUAAGAAAAGUAAUCAGGAUUCUCAUGGCUGUCGUUGCCCUCAGCUAUGUGCAUUAAUGAAAUAAACCUGGAGUCUGCACUAUAGUCAUUUCACUGACAGGGUGAGACAUGCUUUUGCUUUGAAAAACAUUUUUCUGUAUGGCCAAGUAUCUGUUUCUGCCUGAAGUCUUGUCUAUCUUA